CAAUGAAGGGGAUGGGGAUGUGGAUGAAGAUUGUGUGUGUGUCUGUGCUUGUGUGUGUGUGUGCUUGUGUGGUGUCACUUUGUCUUAUCAUCUCCACUGCUGAACCUGAACCAGUGACUAGAGAGGACUUCUUAAAGCAUUCCUGUCACUUCACUCUGGAUCCAAACACAGCAUACACACACCUCCAUCUGUCUGAGGGGAACAGGAGGGUGGAGAGGACACGGUUGAUCCAUUCAUAUCCUGAUCAUCCAGACAGAUAUGAUCAUUAUCCUCAGGUGCUGUGUAGAGAGGGUGUGUCUGCACGCUGCUACUGGGAGGUUGAGAGGAGUAAUGGAAUGGUUAAAAUAGCAGUGGCAUAUAAAAGCAUCAGUAGGAAAGGACGGGGUCAUGAGUGUUUGUUUGGAUUGAAUGAUCAGUCCUGGAGUCUGGACCUCUCCAGCUCCAGCUCCUAUUUCCAUCACAAUAAUAAAGUGACUGAACUCCCUCUAGUGACCAGCUCCAGGAUAGGAGUGUAUGUGGAUCACAGGGCAGGAACUCUGGCCUUCUACAGCAUCAGGGGAGACACAAUGACCCUCCUGCACAGAGUCCACACCACAUUCACACACACACUCUACCCUGGGUUUUGGGUAUAUGAUUAUGAAUCAGUGAGGCUGUUGUGA
Messenger RNA from Engraulis encrasicolus (European anchovy), 659 nucleotides. RefSeq names its product tripartite motif-containing protein 16-like. The record is from RefSeq and is a predicted model, not a curated record. Bases 3 to 659 code for a protein of 218 amino acids. Gene Ontology annotation, molecular function: protein binding. NCBI's taxonomy places the organism in Eukaryota, Metazoa, Chordata, Actinopteri, Clupeiformes, Engraulidae. The transcript is spliced from 2 exons.